Molecule: messenger RNA, 1222 nt
Organism: Cicer arietinum (chickpea)
Lineage: Eukaryota; Viridiplantae; Streptophyta; Magnoliopsida; Fabales; Fabaceae
Product: gamma-glutamylcyclotransferase 2-1-like
Biological process (GO): glutathione catabolic process
Cellular component (GO): cytoplasm
Molecular function (GO): glutathione specific gamma-glutamylcyclotransferase activity
Source: RefSeq, a predicted model, not a curated record
CCCAUAAAUACCAACCUUUUCUCAUCGCAAUACCCCACGCCUUACCCGAGAGAAAUAGAAAGAAACAAUAGAGAAAAGAGGGGAAUUUCUGUAACCCUAAUUUCAUUGAUAAACCCUAAUUGUUCAGCAUUCCUCUCUAUUCUCCCAUCUUCGCCACAAAUUCUUUCUCACUUUUCUCGGGAAUUUUCAAAUAAAUUCUACAGCCAUGGUUUUCUGGGUUUUUGGUUAUGGUUCACUGGUAUGGAACCCAGGAUUUGAUUACGAUGAAAAGAUUAUUGGUUUCAUUAAAGACUACAGACGUGUCUUUGAUUUAGCAUGUAUUGAUCACAGAGGAACACCUGAAAACCCUGCAAGAACUUGCACUUUGGAGCUGAAAGAAGGGGCAAUUUGCUGGGGAGCUGCGUAUUGUGUUCGAGGAGGCCCUGAAAAGGAAAAACAGGCUAUGCAGUAUUUGGAGCGGCGGGAAUGUGAGUACGAUCAUAAGACCCUUGUAAACUUCUACAAGGAAGGAGAAUCAUUGCACCCUACACUCACCGGAGUUAUUGUAUUCACAUCUACUCCAGACAAGGAAAACAACAAAUACUAUCUGGGUCCUGCUCCGCUGGAGGACAUGGCUAGGCAAAUAGCAACUGCUAAUGGCCCUUGUGGAAACAAUAGGGACUAUCUUUUUCUUCUGGAAAAGGCUAUGCAUAAUAUCGGCCAUGAGGACGACUUAGUGAUAGAGCUUGCUAAUGAAGUGAGGAAAGUUCUUGAAGUUGUGAAUGUAGUGCCAAACGACAAAAUAUUGGUUGGACCAACACAACUUCAACACCCAUCGCACCUACCCAUUUCAACCCUUCAGUUGCACCCAUUGCCAGAACCUAUUGCUUUGGAUAGUUGAGGAGCUGGAGAUUACUAAACACUGAUGGUGAGUUCAGCAUAUAAGCUGAUUCACUGUGGACCCUGCUAACCCAUGAAAUCAAUCAUUUUUUAAAUAAAAUCAUAUAGUUGAAAACUUCUGCAAGUUUUAGCUGCUUGUUUCAGCCAUUCUCUUGAGAUGUUGCUUAGAUUCAGAGAGAGUCACAAUGUUCUGAAUAGGAAUGUGCGCGGAAAUUUUACACCUGCAGUUAAUUGAAUACUACUAGAAUAUCUUCCUAUUUAGCCAAUGUCAAUCCUACUUUAGCUGAAAUGAAUUAUUAUGUUUUGAGCAUCACUUUUGUCUAUUUGGUGUAUGGUUUCUCAA